GUUAUAUGGCGUUUCUUAUUCAGUGAUACAGAUGAAAUAAUUACUUAAAACCCUCGUCUCUUGUCUGACGUUCAUAUGUGCGACAUACGCUGUAGCAGACAGGGGUCAGAAUCACUAGACGUGACAGUCUGUGUGGUGACUUGGAACACUUCUCAGCCAACAGGUGAGGAUUCGGUUGACCGGAUGAGUACGAUUUUCUCCUUCUUCGAGUGGAUACUGAGCAUUAUAAGUCCGAGCUCCGAGGAUUCGGAAGAUGUGCAGCCAGAGCCGAUAGACCCUUCCAAAUGCGAGCCGUGUAAAUGCGGCCUGGCCAACAAGAAGAUACGUAUUGUGGGCGGUCACGAAACGCAAGUGAACCAGUAUCCCUGGAUGGCUCAGCUACUUUAUAACAACCGUUUCUACUGUGGCGGGACGCUCAUCAACUCCAAGUAUAUUCUUACAGCGUCGCACUGUGUCAAAGGGUUUAACCGGAAAAAUAUCGUCGUAAGGCUGCUGGAACAUGCACGAGGUAUCAGCAACGAGACCGAAACCAUAGACAGGCGAGUGCAGCGCGUUGUGAUACACAGUCGGUAUGACUACACUACAUUUAACAACGACAUUGCGCUGUUGAGCCUCGACCGCGACGUGGCGCUGGAGGACCGUUUGCGACCUGCCUGCCUCCCAGCUCUAGGCAGGAGCUUCACUGGGAUGCAGGGAGUGGUUAUUGGUUGGGGCACGACGGAACAAUACGGUGGCUCGUCUGACGUACUGAACGAGGUGAAGGUCCCCAUCAUGUCAAACAAGGAAUGCAGGAUGACUCCUUACGGUAACAAGGCUAUCACGGAAAAUAUGAUGUGUGCCGGCUUCCCUGAGGGCAAGAAAGACGCCUGUCAGGGCGACAGCGGAGGACCGUUGCACGUUACCAAUGGGACUCUGUACAGCGUUGCUGGGGUCGUGUCUUGGGGCGAAGGGUGUGCCCUGCCCAAUCACCCGGGUGUGUAUACUAGGGUGAACCGAUACAUCUCUUGGAUCAAACGAAACACGAUAGAUUCUUGCUUCUGUGAAUGAAUAUCACGCGUCAUCUAGUCAUUCCAGAUUUGUGGAUCGUCACACGCUUCACACAGGUCAAGGGUCACAGAUUAUUUAUUGUUCAUUGUUGACUUGCUGUACAUUAUGUUAUCAGUACAAAGAUAUUCAAUAAAACAACUCACCACUGUCGA
This is a messenger RNA of Zootermopsis nevadensis, 1199 nucleotides long. Lineage: Eukaryota; Metazoa; Arthropoda; Insecta; Blattodea; Termopsidae. The record is from RefSeq and is a predicted model, not a curated record.